This is a messenger RNA of Hypoxylon fragiforme, 819 nucleotides long. RefSeq names its product NmrA-like family protein. Bases 1 to 819 code for a protein of 272 amino acids. Lineage: Eukaryota; Fungi; Ascomycota; Sordariomycetes; Xylariales; Hypoxylaceae. The record is from RefSeq and is a predicted model, not a curated record. The transcript has 3 exons.
AUGCAACCGCAUUGCCGUGUACGGCCAUCGAGGCUGGGCCAGCUCGCCAUCGUCGAUGCCCUCGUGUCCAGCGGCGCACCGAUCAAGGUGCUCUACCGGACCAGCUCCGACGUGUCCAGCCUACCACCGAGCGUCGCCAAGGCCGAGGUCGAUGUGGAAAAUCAGCAACAGCUGAUUGACGUUCUACAAGAUAAAGGCAGCACGGCUUUCGUCAGGGCACUCGCAAGCACCAAUGUUCAGUUAUUCGUGCCGUCGGAACUCGGGUUCCCUGCACGCGAUGAGGAAGGCUUGCGGGUUCCGGUGAAUAGGAAGAAGUACGAGGUAGAGAUGGCAGCUAAGGACGCUGGCAUACCCACCGCCACAGUAGCUGUGGGCUGUUUCGCUGAGUCGUCGCUAUCCAUCAGCACAAGGGACUACGUAGCCGCAGCCUACGCCUCAAUCUUCGCUCGCACGCCCCCAGCGCAACUACAGGGGCGAGCCAUCAAUCUUCCAGAGCUGAAAGCCACCGUGCGCGAAAUCGCCUCAGCGCUGAAGAAGAAGAAGCACGGCACAGACCCGCAGAUAAUUACCCAUAGCCUAGAGAAAGUCGAAGAAGAGAUCGAGAUUUGCAUAGAGCGAGGGAUCCCCCUCUCGCUGCCGUGGUGGUGCCGCAAGUCGUGGGGAGAUGGAACACUGGCAAAGGUGACGGCGAGCGACGUCUGGGAGGUUGAGGGCUACCGGAAAGCUACUCUGGAGGAAUUGGUCGUGGACGGCAAGUUGAAGCCGUGCCGGGAUAUCCCUCCGCAGGUGGUAGAGGCAUUCGACGCUACGUUUCAGUAG